UUUCUAAAAAUAAAGUAUGCGCUGCAAAAGAUUAAUUAAUUUUAUUUCCAUAUGCAGUUCACUUCGUCAUUAUGCAGACUGGACGUUUAUAGAAGAGUCAAUUGAAAUAGUUUUGUAGCCAAGAUUCGAACCACGUUUUAUCGACCUCUAUUACACUUAGCCGAGACUCGAACCACGCUUUACCGACUUUCAUAAUGCUUAGCCGAAAUACGAACUACACUUUAUCGAUUUCUAUAUAUUCUUAGCUGAGACUCGAACGCGCGUUAGACGAGCUCGAUUAAAGCCCGGUUCCACAAUUUACUUUAAGCGGAGUCAAACCCAGUUUAAAGGCUGCGUUCCACAAUCGCCAUAAACUUGUUUACUGUCUGUUCCAGUCUAUCCUGUGAUUAAAAUUAGACGCCGACUUUUGAGCGUUUAAUGAACACAAACGAAGUUUAAUAUCGCGGUGCCAGAAAUUUCAAAGUGAAGAUAUCUAUCACCCAGCUUUUCAGAGUCAUGUUGCAACAUCGCGAUUUAUUGACCGUCAAAGACAAUGAGAACUUCUGUUACAUCUUAGCCAUGUCGAAGAACUUUUACUGGACGAAAUGUCACAAAAGGACGAAGCCUAAUUUGACCGAGGACAAGGAAAACAUACAUCAGAGCGAAAAUUCCAAGUUCGUCGAAGGUAAGAGCGACAUGAAAAAGAAGAGAGGACUAUCAGCGGGUGCGGAAAAUCGGAGAGAUGAUGUCACGUGUACGGCGCCGAUGCAACAGAAGCUUACCAUCCCAAGAAAAGAACAGUUUAAAAUUUAUCGCGACGAGGAUGAGAGAUCGCUCCCGCUCGUGCGGAAAAGGAACAGGAAAGAAAUGAGAAGAGAGGAGCAUUUUCGUUUCUUAACACCUACUGUUUCGUACAGGUGAGACGGACGUUUUCGAUAAGUCUGGCCAAAAAUUAAAAAGAAAUUAAAUAAAAGUGUGUUACUCUU
This is a messenger RNA of Harpegnathos saltator (Jerdon's jumping ant), 965 nucleotides long. RefSeq lists its product as uncharacterized. The record is from RefSeq and is a predicted model, not a curated record. The transcript has 2 exons. The coding region runs from base 496 to 900 and encodes 134 amino acids. Lineage: Eukaryota; Metazoa; Arthropoda; Insecta; Hymenoptera; Formicidae.